AACUGUUAAUCCGGCCGGGGCCCACCCGCAGCCUCACCGGGAAAAUAGCCGUUGCACACCGGGCGCGUGCACCCACCCUCUCUUAAGCCUUGCCCACUUUGGCACAGUGUUCGAAUCUCCCGACCGUUGGAGACUCCGCCGCCCCAACGUUCUUCUCCUCCCACUCUCCCAGCCGCCCGAUCCGACACCUUCUUCUUCCCCGCUCCCCAUCCCUUCCCAACUCAAGACCACCGCGUCGUCACACACACACAGAGGGAGAGAGAGAGAGAGAGAGAGAGUCGGAACCCUAGCGUGAUCCCUCGAGCCCUAGGUUUAGGAUUUCGCAUUGACCUAUGGCGUCGGACACGGUGGCGGCGGCGGCGGCGGUGGCGAUGGGGAUCGACGAGGCGUACGAGUUCUCUGCGCCCAGGUUCUUCGAUUUCAUCAACGAGGAGACGGAGGGGGCCGUCCGUGCCGCCGAGGGCUGGUUCGAGGCCGGCUGCAGCCACGCCCCAUCACCGUUCAACCCGAGGAUCAAGGAGUCGAGGGCGGAGGUCAAGGUCGCCGUCCUCUGCGACUUAGCCGACGCCGCCGAGGAGCCGGCGCCAGAGGAGGAAGCCGUGGAGGGGGUAGCAGGAGGCGUCGCCGACCACGCCGCGGAUGUUGAUGGGAGUGCUCAGGAGAAGAAAGACGCCUCGUUCGGAUUUGUCUCUGAAGCGAAUGCUGGGGUAACUUGUGCCGAUGCUGGGAGCCAGCAGCAGGAGGAAAGUGCGGCAUGUCAUGAAGCAAUGUCGGAAUCGCCGCCGGCUGAUGCAAUAUCGGAGUCGCGGCCCGCCGAAGACGAGAAAAAGGAAUCGCCCAAGUCUUUAGAGUUCCUCCCGUGCAGAGAUCCGGCUACAAAAUCAUCGUAUGGUGGUUCGACCAGCACGCCUAAGAUGCAGAGGCCUCCUCCUCCUAUCAAAGCUGCCCCUGCGAUUUCGACCUGUGCUAGAUCUAUAACGAGGAAUGAGGCGCGCACUCCGAAGACGCAGGCGAACGUGUCCAAAGUAGGUCCUAUGGUUGGCUCGAUGAGCGUCAAGAGGAGUGUCAUCAAGGGCGCUGGAAAGGCAGCUUCUGCUGCUACUGAAAUUGCACAGGAAAACCAGGCCGUGAAGAGGCAGAAGCUUGAUGAUGGAAGGACUCGACAGAUACUGGACGUCAAGACGAGGGUCCUACAGCACAAGGGAAGAGGUGGUUUAGCUGGAAGCACUGAGUUGACACAGUCUUCCAUGAGGAGGGCCCAUGGUGACGCGCACUCUGUGAAGGAAGUGACCUCAUAUGUUUCGGCUGCGGAAUUGGUUAAGAAAUUCGAGUCAGGGACUAGAGACUCUUACAACAGAUCACUUUCACAUGAGGAUGCAGCAGCGAGCAGGCCUAAGCUUAUGUUAACAAGGCCAAAGGAACCUGAGCUUCAGACCGCCAGCAGAGUCCGAGCAGUCAGAGUGAAGAGCUCUGCAGAGCUAGAGGAAGAGAUGUUGGCCAAGAUCCCCAAGUUCAGGGCACGGCCAUUUAACAAAAAGAUUGCUGAAGCUCCUGCAUUCCCUCCGCUUCCACGGAAAAGUCUACAGAUUCCCAAAUUCAAUGAGUUCCAUCUUAAAACAAUGGAGAGAGCAACUCGACACGCGGACACUUGCUCAGAAGCUUCUUCUGUGGUCACUAUCCGGAAUCAGAGUAAACCAUUGAAAUUGACAGAACCAAAACCACCACAGCUUCACACAGAAUUGCGAGCUCGGCCACCAAACGUGAAAAGUUCUCAAGAGCUGGAAUUGGAGGAACUGGAGAAGGCCCCCAAGUUCAAGGCCAAGCCACUGAACAAAAAGAUUCUUGAGAGCAAGGGAGAUGUUGGUGUGUUUGCUCAUCCAAAGCCUCAGGUGACAGCUCCCAAAGAGUUCCAUUUUUCAACCGAUGAUCGCCUGGGCCCUCCUUCAGUUACUGAUUUAUUUGACAAGCUUUCUAUUUACUCCGAAUCUUCUUCACACACCGACAGGAAGGGUGUGCCCAGACUCACAAUACCAAACCCUUUCAAUCUACAUACAGAGGAAAGAGGUCAUGAAAAAGAGAGGCAGCGAGCUGUACAGCUCUUACAGAAGCAGAUGGAGGAGGAAAAAGCCAGGGUUCACAAAGCUAACCCGUACCCAUACACCACUGACUAUCCAGUGGUGCCGCCAAAGCCUGAACCGAAGCCUUGUACGAGACCAGAAGGCUUUCAACUAGAGAGUUUGGUGAGGCAUGAACUAGAGCAGCAAAAGCUGAUGGAAGAACGGGAGAGAAUGGAGAGGGAAGAGGCCCAGAGGAGAAUCGUCAAAGCACAACCUAUACUGAAAGAGGAUCCUAUUCCUCUGCCAGAGAAGGAGCGGAAGCCUCUGACUGAAGUCCAGCAAUUUGCGUUGCACAUUGAUGAGAGGGCGGUUCAAAGAUCAGAAUUUGAUAACAUGGUAAAAGAGAAAGAGAAGACUUACAAAAGGCUGAGAGAGGAGAACGAAUUCGCCCAAAAGAUUGAGGAAGAGAAGGCGCUGAAGCAGCUGAGGAGGACCAUGGUGCCACAGGCGCGGCCUCUCCCAAAGUUCGACAGACCCUUCCGUCCACAGAAAUCAACGAAGCAAGUGACCAAGCCCAAGUCGCCUCAGCUUCAGGUGGAUGAGAGAGGGGCAAGAAGGCACGCUUUCAUCAGAUGAUCUCCAGCUCUACCCGUUGUAUCUGUACACUGAUUGUUCAUUUUUUUUCCUUCCUUGAACGGCAAGAUAGGAAAUGAUCUUACCGUUGAUUGCCGCAUUACUAUGAUUCUUUCUCUGACCAUAACUGUAAUCUCUUGUCAGUCAACACAGCUGACAAUUGUUUGUAGGGAGGGCCAAACAGGACCGGCGUAGCCGUUAUUGUGUGUAGAUUACUAGAUUGUGUGUGUUGUGUAUUAUGAUCUCGAUGAUGACGCUUAUCCUUUCGUUGAUACCUUGUGUUGCUUUUUGGUCUCAUUACUGCACGGUUCCACUGAAAUGCUUGUAUCUUGGAGUGGCAAACAAUUGUUUUAGCAUUUUCUGGCCUGUGGAAGAGAUACUAGUAGAAAUA
This is a messenger RNA of Phragmites australis (common reed), 3081 nucleotides long. Its product is annotated as protein TPX2-like. The transcript is spliced from 23 exons. Gene Ontology annotation, biological process: regulation of mitotic spindle organization; activation of protein kinase activity; mitotic spindle assembly. Lineage: Eukaryota; Viridiplantae; Streptophyta; Magnoliopsida; Poales; Poaceae. Gene Ontology annotation, cellular component: nuclear microtubule; mitotic spindle. The record is from RefSeq and is a predicted model, not a curated record. The coding region runs from base 333 to 2693 and encodes 786 amino acids. Gene Ontology annotation, molecular function: protein kinase activator activity; microtubule binding.